AUUGUAUAUAGACAGUGAAUAAAGUAGUGAUUACUUAAUAAAUCACCAAAUAAACACAUCCACGGGUCUGGAAGUUCCGUGGCUGUGUUUGGAAAAUCGAUUUAUGGUCAGGAAGUGUCGCGAAGAGAAGCGGGAAGUUCCGAGAACUUGUAGAAAGAUUUAUUCGCGGAGUAUCGGCGACGGCGGUGACUUGUCUGUCACUGGAGGGUGGAAGCAGGAUACUACGUUAUCUCACCGCAGCUCGGCCUGAUGAAGAAAAAAGUACCGGACUUGAUACUGCCAGUAAUCUCACCCGGUCAGUACGACCAUGAGACAUGUAUUUGUGUACAUAAAUGCCAGGUUGACAGUACCGGUACCUCGCCUGGCCAAGAGGUGUCUCGGCACACAGGACACUAGAAUCCGGGGUUUGUUGUAUAAUGGUGAGGAGCGAGGGCAGGUCGCGUGAGAACGGCAGUGUAGCUUUGUUUACCGUGCCAGCCACAGGUUCUGAGUGUCUCGUCUCUUAACCCACCAUAUUAUCUCUCCUGUGUUGUGAAAAUGCACGGCAGAUUUGUGGAUCACCUGGUGAACGAGUGGGCGGCGCACACCUCCCUCGCUGCCCCGAGCAGGCUGCCGCAGUGCGACUUGAAGCACCACCUGUGGGAUUCACCGCUGCUACAAGUGUGCGAGGCGGGGCGACCACCUGUGAUGGAGGCGGAGGACGAGGAUCACUCUAAGUUGAACAAGAUCUUCAUGUUGUACGUGGUGCUCACCUUCCUGGUCAUGCUCGCCAUCAAGUACCUCUCCGAGCACAACCUUGUCCUCUUCUUCAUCACUGUGCCCCGAGUAGAGCAAAAACGUCUACAGGUAAUCCCGGUUGAUGAGCAUGGGGGCAGCGUACAGCCAGGCAAUGAUAUAUCUCUGGGAAAAACUCGUUACUGGACACAUUAG
Molecule: messenger RNA, 930 nt
Organism: Homarus americanus (American lobster)
Lineage: Eukaryota; Metazoa; Arthropoda; Malacostraca; Decapoda; Nephropidae
Exons: 3
Coding region: 538-930 (130 amino acids)
Source: RefSeq, a predicted model, not a curated record